Molecule: messenger RNA, 972 nt
Organism: Mixia osmundae IAM 14324
Lineage: Eukaryota; Fungi; Basidiomycota; Mixiomycetes; Mixiales; Mixiaceae
Exons: 7
Coding region: 1-972 (323 amino acids)
Biological process (GO): Arp2/3 complex-mediated actin nucleation; actin filament polymerization
Cellular component (GO): actin cytoskeleton; Arp2/3 protein complex
Molecular function (GO): structural constituent of cytoskeleton; actin filament binding
Source: RefSeq, a predicted model, not a curated record
AUGAUCCUGCUAGAGGAGCACAAUGUGAUCAUCAAGGACAUCCUCACCGAGCGUUUUCAGCGGCCUGCAACGACUGAUCAGGCAUUCGUCGACUUUGACGGGGUCCGCUUCCAUCUCUCGACGCCAAACAAGAAGACACAGCUGCUGCUCAGUAUGGACUGGCGAUGCUACAAUGAGCUUACGCGGUAUGGCGCGAGCGAGCUCAUCCAGCGAGAGUAUGGCCCCUACAUCACAGAGACAGAGCCAGACUACUCCGUCUCGCUCGCUAUCGAUCUCGAGCAACUGCCGGCAGACCUCGACGAACGCGCUCAGCUGAUACGGUCAAUGUCUUUGCUCAAGCGCAACACACUCGCAGCGCCCUUCGAACGCGCCUUUGCGCUGCAGAAGCAGCUCGACCAGAAUCCCGAAGGACAAAAGGAACUCAUGGCGAUUCAUUACAGACCAGACGAGGCAAUCUACAUUUGCCCUGGCCAGGAUCGCGUCACCGUCGUCUUCAGCACCGUCUUCAAAGAGGAGACCGAUCGGAUCUUUGGCAAAGUCUUCUUACAGGAGUUCGUCGAUGCGCGGAGGCAGCCUGCGAUCCAAGGGGCACCGCAGGUACUCUACAGCAAUCGCGAACCGCCGCUCGAGAUCCGCGGCGUGCCCGGCCUCAGCACGACAGAGGACGUCGGCUACGUCACCUUUGUCUUAUUCCCACGGCAUUUCAGAGAUGCGGACAGCACCUGGAAGACGAUCUCUCAAAUACAAAUGUUCAGAGACUACUUGCACUAUCACAUCAAAUGCUCAAAGGUGAUUCGCAGCUCUGACAGCUCAACAGACGCUAAGGCGCGAACUGGCCAGGCAUACAUGCACUCUCGUAUGCGUGCGAGAGUGGCCGAAUUUCUCAAGGUGCUCAACCGCGCCAAGCCAGAAGUCGCAGAGAAGGAGAAGAAGACUGCAUCGUAUGUCUCAUGUCAUGCAAUCGUAACGUGA